Megalobrama amblycephala (Wuchang bream) is the source of this 2892-nucleotide messenger RNA. RefSeq names its product proteinase-activated receptor 1-like. Gene Ontology annotation, biological process: blood coagulation; positive regulation of blood coagulation; positive regulation of Rho protein signal transduction. Gene Ontology annotation, molecular function: thrombin-activated receptor activity. The record is from RefSeq and is a predicted model, not a curated record. Lineage: Eukaryota; Metazoa; Chordata; Actinopteri; Cypriniformes; Xenocyprididae. The transcript is spliced from 4 exons. Bases 205 to 1623 code for a protein of 472 amino acids. Gene Ontology annotation, cellular component: membrane.
UCACCGCAUUGUAACUCACAUCCUCGCUCGAGCUCGAGCCACAUCACAGUGCGGAAAGCGCAACUGCUGUUCAGACGGCGACUGAAGACUUCCCGCGCGAGUUUGUUUCUCAAAACAACCUUUUCUUUCUUCAUUUUGAAGAGCUUGUUUUUUUUUUCGUACUGAAAUGCAUUUUUUGUUCUAACGGACAGUUGUUCACACAUAAUGGAAAUCCAAGCUAUCUUGUUUUUAAUUCUGAAUGCGCACACAUGCACUGCCAUCUUUAACGUUAGUGCUGAACACAGUUUAGCUGAUACUGCAGCAACUGUUAAGCCAGUUAAUCCACCAGACCAUGAGAAACCCAGAACAGCAGCAGCCCCACGCAGUUUUGCAAUUAAUCGUGGCCAAAUAACCCAAACCGAUGAGCCAAUUGACUUCAACAUGGAUGAGACUUUGCCUGACUCUUCCUCAACUCCAAAUAAAACCCGUGAAGGGAUUGUUUUUUUAAGUUAUACUAUUAGACGGCCAGAAUUGUCUCAGCCUAACUAUAAAGGUGCACAUCCAUGUAACAGCACUGAUCUGAAUGAAGCAAAAUGCAACCAGACUACAAUCCUGAAGAUCUCAGAUGAGGCUGUUUUCUUCCUCAAAGGCCUGCUGGUCACACGCGUCAUGCCCUCAUUCUACAUCUUCAUCAUCCUCUUUAGUUUGCCCCUGAACGCUUUGGCCUUGGUGAUGUUCACCUGUAAGAUUCGAGCGAAGAAACCAGCGGUGAUCUACAUGUCUCACCUGGCGUGUGUGGACCUGCUCUUCACCCUGCUGCUGCCUCUGAAGAUCCACUACCAGCUGAACGCUUCAGAUUGGGUGUUCGGUGAGGUGGCGUGUCGUGUGAUCAGUGCAGCUUACUACUGCUACAUGUACUGCUCCAUACUGCUGAUGAUGUGCAUGAGUGUGGACAGACUGCUGGCCGUGGCGUUUCCCGUCGCCUCUCUAACCUGGAGGAGUGCAAGGAAAGCCACAUGCGUGUGUGUGCUGGUCUGGCUGCUGGCGCUCGCUGGUACGGUGCCACUUCUUUCAAUAAGACAAACAUUCAAGAUUAAGGAUGUGGGCGUCACUUGUCAUGAUGCGCUGAUCCAUGACGAACCUACAGAUCAGCUAUACAUGUACCUGUUCUCCAUCCUCUCCUGCCUCUACUACUUUGUGCCACUCAUUGUCACCUUAGUGAGCUACUUUAUCAUCAUAUAUGUGCUCAGUGGCAAGUCUAAUCGAUUAGCAAAAUCGCCAUCGCUCUCGGAAAAACGAAAAAGAGCUGUGAUUAUGGUUAUCGCCGUGCUGAUGGAGUUUGUGUUGUGUUUCGCUCCAACCAAUGGCAUCCUGUUGUACCACUGUGUUCGUUUAGCUGGAGGAAACAGCGGAGAGGGAGAUUCAUCAUAUGCUGUUUACCUGGUGGCUGUGUGUUUGGGGAGCACAAGUGUUUUUCUAGACCCUCUUCUGUAUUACUACGGCUCGUCUCAGUGCAGACAGAAGAUCAGAUCUGUGUUCUGGUGGAGAAGAGCAAAAAACAACCUAUCAAAUACAAGCACUCAGACAGGAUCCUCUUUUGUGAGUUGUGAGUAUAGUCAAGCUAGUGUUAGUGUAAAGAUAUGAAUUAUUUAGAAAAUUAUUUUAACUUUUUUUCAAAAAAACAAAAUACUUUUUAUUGUUUAUACUGCUGCUCAUUGAGCCAUUAACAGAAAACUGAAUCUGAAAUAGCCACAAAUCUUGAUUCAUGCUAAAGCAGGAUGAAUCUCCCUUCCAUGCUGUUAAAUGUCCAGCUGUUAGCUUGACAGAUUGACCCCGUGUAAUCACAUCUUUAAGGGACUCCAUUUCCUGUUUGUGACUGAGCUUGUGUGAGAAAUAUGGUGACAGUGAAAGCAUUUUUUUUUACAUUGCUAUAUUCAGAUCACAUCUGGAGAAUGUCAUGAGAUUUCAGGUUGCAAAAAUCUGAAGUUAAGUUGCAGAUCUGUAGUAACCACAGAAUUAAAAAAUAAAAAUAGUAAUUGUGAAUUUUUAUCUCAAUAUCUAUUCAGUGUAGAUUGCUAGACAAUUGCAAAAUCAUACAAAUAAAUAUGUUGUUCUUUUAAUAUUUUGUCAGCAUUUUCUGACAAUUUAUUAAAAAAAAAAAAAAAAAAAAAAAAAAAAGUUUCAGGCUCUAUUUAGCGCCAAAUUUGUGGAAAGUGCCAGCCAGCAAAAUAUAAUAAAUAAAGAAGGCAUUCAAAACCAUAGUAAGUGUGUCUGAAUAUAUAUAUAUAUAUAUAUAUAUAUAUAUAUAUAUAUAUAUAUGCGUGCUUGUUGACUAAUUUGUAAUUCUGAACGUAAAAUGUUAAGCUGCAAUUGUGUAUUUCAUUGUAUGCAUAUAAAGGCAUUAUCUGUAUAUUGUAUAUUACAGUUUUUUCUAUAACCUCUGUUGCUUUACAGGUUCUUCACUGCAUUAUAUAAAAUUGCCAGAUGGAAUGUGUAAAUAUUUGUUCGCAUUUAAUAAUAUGUGCACAUACAUAAUAUAUGUAAUUCAUAUGUUCUUAGAUUAUUAUAUUUUAUAAGUGAAUUGAACAUAUUUACAAUAUAGGGGCUAGUUGUCAAACAAGCUUAUUUUAUUUUUUUUUAAAUAUUAUUUUCUGUUCUCAAAACUGUCAUGUUAAUGAACUACUGUGUGAAAUAUUAAUUGGAGUAAAAAGUGUAAAACAUGCCUUUGGUCUCCUCUAUCAUAUUGUAUCAGAAGGUCAGACUGUAUACUUUUCUCAGUUCUAUGUGACAAAACUGAAAUGCUGAGAUCUUCUCAUACAGCAUUAUAUUUAUCUGUACAGAUAAGCAUCAUUUCUAUGCGAUUCAGAUCUGAACAUGUUAUUUUAACGUGCUAAUAAACUACUGUAUUUCAAA